CAAGUCAGGGUUGCCACCACUCUUCGACCCAAGCAUCUCCAUGAUCAAUCGGACCCACCAAACAUUCACUCGGUGCACCCGCAAACUUAUCUUCAAACUUCAGACUCACUACGUCGCUCUCCUUCAUUCAGUCAGCGCGCUCCCGGAUCUCACUAUCUUCCAAUGUCCACUGCCAUUUUAAUAGACAAAUCAGUCUCCCCAACUUCGGCCGCAUCACCCUUAACGCCGACUCCAUUACCGUCUUCAGCAUCCUCAUCUUCAUCCCACUCCUGUUCAUCCGCUGUUGCUCCUCCCUCUAACACCUCGACACAUUGUCUGGCUUCUUCUGCUGAUCUUGUCUCUGCGCCCGGUGAUAAAAUCAGCCGUUCUUCGCUCCAUGUCUCAGAACCAAGGCAUAAUCGCCAUCAGCAAAGAAGCAGCAAACAGGGGGGUCCUCAUAUAGCGUCAACCGGGGUGGUGAGGCGCCGCUCUUUAGGUGCUGUGAGGAGGCGGGAUGUCGGCCAUGAGGCUAGAAGCACUGCAAUCUCUGCAACGACUAGUGAUGCGGAUGGUGCCGGCUGUAUAUCUUUAUCCUGGCAGGAAGGCCAAAAGGCUGCACCGACUGAGGCCAGGCUGGCCUAA
This is a messenger RNA of Protopolystoma xenopodis, 621 nucleotides long. The record is from the annotation of a GenBank genome assembly. Lineage: Eukaryota; Metazoa; Platyhelminthes; Monogenea; Polystomatidea; Polystomatidae.